AUGUCUCUGAAAAAUAAAACAAUCAAAGAACUUAAAAAACCAUUGCAACAAACACUUGAAACAAUUUUAACAAAACUACAUUUCAAACAAAUACAACAAAAACUUACCUAUAAUAUAAUUAAAUGGUUUCUUUCUUCACCUUGUAUAAAUACACUUAAGCAUGAAAUUUCAGAUACAACAAUUUAUACAACAAAAACUAUCAACUACAUGAUUAGCACCCAAGCAGAUAUGGUAUUACUUAUCUUUGACUUGUGGACAUCUCGAGCACAUGAUUCUUACUUGGGUACAAUUGAACCUGUAUUGGAAGAAUUUGGCAUUAGUGGAAGUAAACUAGUAAGUAUUAUGACAGAUAAUGAUUCAAAUAUUAAGGCAGCUGUUAUACAACUUUUAACUAAAAUUUCAUCAUCCAAGCCUGUU
Molecule: messenger RNA, 417 nt
Organism: Cetraspora pellucida
Lineage: Eukaryota; Fungi; Glomeromycota; Glomeromycetes; Diversisporales; Gigasporaceae
Source: the annotation of a GenBank genome assembly